AUUGACUAUAUUUACAGCCAUCCCCUCUCGUCUGACCAAGAUGUCGUUCUUCGGAGGCAGUCCGUUCAGCACCCAAGUUGGGCAGCGGAUAGAACAAGCCACAGAUGCAACCUUGGGCUCGGAGAACUGGGCCCUGAUGAUGGAAAUAUGUGACAUCAUCAAUGAAACUGAUGAAGGGCCCAAAGAUGCCAUAAAGGCCAUCAAAAGACGACUGCAGACCAAGGGGAACCACAAGGUGUUGAUGCUCACUCUUACGGUUCUGGAGACGUGCGUGAAGAACUGUGGACACAGGUUCCACGUCCUGGUGGCCAACAAGGACUUUGUGAACGAGAUGGUGAAGAUUAUCCAGCCUAAGAACAACCCCUCCACCACCCUACAGGAGCGUGUGCUCAGCCUGAUCCAGACCAUGUCAGACGCCUUCAGAAACUACCCUGACCUACAGGGGGUGGUGCAGGUGCACGAAGAGCUCAGGUCUAAAGGGGUGGAGUUUCCCAUGACAGACUUGGACAACCUGGCACCAAUUCACACACCAGAGAGGAGUGUACCUCCAGACCUGGACCCUGCCAUAGCUAGGACUAGGCCUGCCAGUGUUACAGCUGCCCCAGCCCAGCGUCCUGCCCCCCAGGCUCAGCAGCAGCCCCCCCAGCAGGGGGGACAACAGAACCCCCCUGGGUCCCCGGGGGCGAUCGGCGCCCUGCAGGGUCCCAUCAACCCCACCCCGGAGCAGCUGGGCAAGCUGCGCAGCGAGCUAGACGUGGUGGAGGGCAACACCAAGGUCAUGUCAGAGAUGCUGACUGAGAUGACACCAGGACAGGAGGACCCUGCUGAUCUGGAGCUGCUUCAUGAGUUGAACAGGACCUGUCAUGCCAUGCAGCAGAGAAUAGUGGAGCUUAUCGACAAGGUGGCCAAUGAGGAAGUUACUGGAGAGUUACUUAGAAUCAAUGAUGACCUGAAUAACGUGUUCCUGCGGUUUGAGCGCUUUGAGCGAUAUCGUACCGGCAAGACGGGCCAGCCCUCCACCGCGACCCCCGCCGUGGCCGCCACCGCUGGGGGUCCGACAACCGUAACCGGGGGGGCCCCGCCCGUCAACGCUGCACCAAUGGGAAGCUUCCCUCCUCCUCCAAGUUACAGAGAACAAUCCCCAACACCCCCUCCGGUGGCAAGCACGGCCAGCUAUCCAGUUCCAGCUGCAGCUGUAGCACCUGUAGCACCUGCACGUCAGGACGUGCCCCUCAACAUCCCAUUCCCACCUGCACACACUCAGGACCCAAACACCACCCCUCUGAUGGGGACCCUAGACAGCCUCAACCCACCACCCACCUACACUGAGUCUCAGAGUGCAGAGCCACAGACAGACACCCUUAUAGACCUGGGUCCUGACGUGAGUCCUGGAGGACCUCCCCCUCUCCAGCCUACAGCAGCAGGGUUACAGCAGCAGCUAGCAGGCCUCAGUCUGACCAGUUCCAGCAUCAGCAGCACCCUGAAUGCCACGCCCACCGUCACAGCACAGAACACGGCCGGCAAGGAUGACGAUGAGUUUGACAUGUUCGCACAGACAAGAGGGAAGUCCAUGGAGGAGUCCAGGAGAGGUGGUAGCACAUAUGAAGACAUUUCUCAUUCCGGUGAUCUCAUGAGCGGAGGCCUAGCUCGAGCUGUCAACACCAAAUCUAACCCCAACCAACCUGAUGAACCAUAUGAUGAGCAUGCACAGCCCCUAGAUGAGGUAGAAAAAUGGCUUGAGCAGAGUGACCUGCCGCCCCUACAGACCGGUGAACAGGCUGCUAGCAGGGCUUUGCCGCAAUCUCUCGUUCGCCACGGCUUGCAAUCCCCUGGUGCAGCCCAGCCACAGGAGGAAGAUGUGGAACCUGUCACCAGUGCAGAAUUUGACCGGUUUUUGGAAGAGCGAGCGAAGGCAGCGGACACCCUGCCUGAUCUGAACAGCCUCCCCGAGGUCCCAGCCCACCCCAUCAACCCAACCUCCACCGGCGCACCAGCACCUGCCAUCCCUCCCAGGAGAGGCAGGCAAAUGCAAAUGGAGGAGUCUGAGAAUACAUUAUUCGGAUUGUAGUCGAGGGUCAAACUGCUGUCCUAUCAAGGAGGGUCUUCACGAAGUCCUUUUGUGUUGUCAAGUAGAUUCUUUCCUUGCCAACUGUACAAAGUAUUUUUUCCAUAGCAAAUAAUGAAAAUUAUGAUAAUCGUGAAAGUGAUAAACUGUCAAAUGAAUUGUAUUUUUUCCCAUUUCACCUUGGUAAGGAGAGAAAGUUCCUUUUCUUUCAAAUUUGUGUCUUUUUUUUUUAACUUAGUUGUGGAUUUAAAUUGAUGUACUUGUCUAUGUUUUCCUUUUUGGCCUAUGAAUUAGACAGAGAGCUUGUUGGUACUAUAUACAUGUAUAAUGAUAUCCAUAAUAUUGAAUUUGACAUGUAUGUAAUCAUUAUGUAAGAAAUAAGUGAAAUGUUAGGAGGUGAUAACAUGAAAAUUAACAUGUUUUCAUUGCUUAUAUAUUGUAACAAAGUUAAUAUUACAUGCUUUGUUUCUAGUUUUGGUGGCCUAUGUUCAAGUAGAUUGUACAUGCACCAAAUUGUUAUCACUGCUUGCAGUAGAUGUUAAAAGCACACUCGAAUUUCAUUGUGUACAAUUUUUGUUUUCAAUGUUCCAAGCAUUACCCGACACCAUCUGAAAAUAAGGUGAUGAUCACUAUUAGAAGGUCAUACAGAAAAAGAAUGCUAAAUCAAAGGAGUGGAAGAAAGCAAGCUAUAGGAAAGGGAUGAGCUUAUUAUUCGAGGGAUAGAUCUAGAGAUGUUGCAUAAGAAUUUGUUGGGUCUUCAAGUUGCAAGUACAUGUAGCCACUCAAACAAUAGCUGUACUGUCAUGAAAGUUCAUCUGUGUUGGUAGUUACAUGUUU
Molecule: messenger RNA, 2902 nt
Organism: Branchiostoma belcheri (Belcher's lancelet)
Lineage: Eukaryota; Metazoa; Chordata; Leptocardii; Amphioxiformes; Branchiostomatidae
Product: TOM1-like protein 2
Exons: 19
Coding region: 41-2068 (675 amino acids)
Biological process (GO): signal transduction
Cellular component (GO): membrane; endosome
Molecular function (GO): ubiquitin binding; phosphatidylinositol binding; clathrin binding
Source: RefSeq, a predicted model, not a curated record